Emericellopsis atlantica is the source of this 1754-nucleotide messenger RNA. Its product is annotated as cytochrome P450. The transcript has a single exon. The record is from RefSeq and is a predicted model, not a curated record. The coding region runs from base 154 to 1725 and encodes 523 amino acids. Gene Ontology annotation, molecular function: oxidoreductase activity, acting on paired donors, with incorporation or reduction of molecular oxygen; iron ion binding; heme binding. Lineage: Eukaryota; Fungi; Ascomycota; Sordariomycetes; Hypocreales; Bionectriaceae.
CUCGCUUGACGCGGCUGGCGUUAGUCAGAAAGAAGGACAGGAACAACUCCUUGCACUCGAGUAGGCAUCGCUGCAUGUGGCAUCUCGGCCCUACCAUAGGCAGCAGGUCUCCCAGAUCAAAGCGAAAGCUGCUUCGUUGCCUCAUUGCCAAUAAUGGCUGCCCUUGACAUACUGGAGGCACUUGGUGAGCAGUUACAGUCCACCAUGGUCACGAACAACCUCACGACGCUGUUCCUCUCGAUAUCGGGGGCAUAUCUCAUGUGGAAACUCAUGUACGCUUUCUUCCUCAGCCCUCUGCGACGAGUCCCUGGUCCAGUCCUGGCACGUCUUUCGUCGCUCCCCUUUAUCUACAAGAGACUGCCCAAGAGAGUCGCAAAAGCCACCCUCGCCGAUUUUCACAAAUAUGGCGACAUUUACGUCUCCAAGCCGAACACGGUGACCAUCAGCCACCCCAGCGAUGUAAAAGCAGUUCUGGGCGCCGCCGACUCGUGGAAGUGGAACGUGUACGGGAACCUCACGGAUCCCGUCAUGAGAAAUCUGGUUACGUUUAGCGAUCCGCAUCUCGCUUGUCAAAGACGCCGUCAGAUGAGCCCCUUUCUGAGCAGUCCUGGAUAUCUCGCCAAGAUGGAGUCCAUCAUCAUCCAGCACGGUAUCCAGGCGUUGAAGGACAAAUGGGAUUGGCAAUUGGACGAAGCCGGCGGAAAAGGCUCGAUCGAAGUCAACUAUCGCAAUGACACCCAGCUGGCUACCUUUAACAUCAUGAGUGCCCUUGCCUUUGGCCGCGAUCCCUUUCCUGGGCCUGACGCGGGUGCCGGUAUCGUCGACUGGAUCUCAGCAACUGCCGUGUACAUUGGCGUCAGCAUCAACUUCAAGCCGCUCAUGACCUUUCCGCUUUCCUAUAUGAUCCGGUCUUGGCUCAAGAAAUACCAAGAAUUUGUCUCCUUUGGGCGUGAGUCGGUGGAACUCCGCCGAGAGGCGUUGUCUCAAGGGGUCGAUACGAAGCCAGCAGAUAUACUACAGGCUUUCAUCGACGCAGAAGACCCAGACUCCAAGGUCAACAUGUCUCCGGUCGAAGUCCACGCUGAGAGCGUAGGCAUGCAACUAGCUGGCAGCGAGACAACAUCUGCUUCAGUGACCUGGGCUCUGCACCUGCUCACCCUCUACCCGGACGCGCUUCGUCAUGCGCAGGACGAGGUCCGCGGCUGCUUUGCCAGAGACCACAUGGUCACCUACGCGGACAGUCGGGCCAGUCUGCCCUUUUUAGAGUCGUUUGUGUACGAGGUCUUUCGGUACGCGCCCAUCACGUCCGGCUUCAUGCCGCGCCAUUCAGAGAGGGCCAUGGAGAUCCAGGGGCAACACAUACCUGCAGGCACAAUGGUGGCCUUCAAUCUACUCGCGCUCAACAACAGACCUGAUUUCUGGGACGAGCCGCACAAGUUUAUACCCGAUCGAUUCCUCAAGGAUCCCGACGCCAAGAAGAACAUCUUUGCGUUUUCGUACGGCCCGCGCAGCUGUAUCGGCCGCAACCUGGCCUGGAUGGAGAUUAUGACUAUCCUCGCCAACCUACUCAAAGACUAUGAUAUUGGCUUGCCUGAGGAUAGCUUGUUUGGCCCGGAGAAUAAGGACGAGAGUGGUAGGCCCAAGCUAAUGCCUUCUCAGUGCCAUAUUGUGUUUGCACCUACGCAUCCCGAACGAGACUGUAGAAUUAGGCUUUCGCGUCGUUGAACGGGAUAUGAGAUAGAUACACAAAUGAA